GUGAUUUAUUUGCCGCUUUUUUCUCGCUCUUGUAACACUUGACGAGUUGACACGACACCUGACAGUGACAGUAGAGAUUCGCGUGUGCUGUCUGUCAAUUUUUAAUAAUUUUUUUUUCAGUGACUAUUUUAUUAUUAUUGGUGAGAUUUUAAAUCGAGGGUGUGACCUCGACGGUAGUUUUUUCAAUCACUCACACGUUUAUCCGUCAAUGAAAUCCGUCAAACGUGGGAAACAAGUCGGCCAUCUUGAUAAAACUGACCACCGCGAAAUACAAAACGAGUGAAGCGACAUCUCAUGGUUUUUGAGAGAUCAAUAUUCAUUUUACAAUUUUUGUAGAUGAUUCACCAGUCAGUGAAGUUGAGAUUUUCCUUGUAGGGAAUUAUUGAGAAAUAUAAUAACAGUUUUGUUGAAUCGUCGAUUUAUCCUCAUUUUAUUAAUUUCCCUCCCUCGAGAUUCUUGUGACAGAAUUAAUCCCGAUUUACUUCAUGGGUGUGAUUUUUUCGAUGAAGGUGUCGGGGGUGCCGUGAUCCCUAGACUACAGACCUGUUUCCGGUGAUUUAGAUAAAACUCGAUGUUUUCAGUGAGGAUUCAUUCAUGCAAAUCAAAAAAUCUGAAUAGAGCGGUAUUCAUCGUGGCCGACAAUAAAAAAUAGACAAGAACCACGUGGAGACUCAUCUACAGGAGCAACUCCUGGAGAUUAUUUUCUUCACAAAAGACAAAAAAGAGUAUCUUGAAAAUCGUCACGUCAAACCAGCCAGAAUUGAUAAGAUACGUAUUGCUGCCUCAUCCCAAUUAUCAAAGGAGAGAUUUACUUGAAAAAUUUCAAACCAAAAUAAUUUAAUUUAAACAACUCACAAUUUCUCUGAUGAAUUGUUCGACGUAAAGAAUUUUUUAUGAGACAUUCAAUAGUUUGCGGUCUGAAUUGACGAUUGCAACUCUAACCUCACAAUUUCUCUUCAAAUUCAUAAUGACUGAAAACGAACCUAAAUCCAAAAAAUUCAGGGCUUCAAUCCUCAAUGAAUCCAUGAAUUCCAUAGCCAUUCAAUUUCUCUUCAAAAGUUGGUGGCAUUCCUAUUCUCCCUGUAAAGCUACCGCCUUGGAGGUGAUUGUCUUUCCUUUUCGCGUCUGCAAGAUCUCGAAUUUCUUGAAGUGUGAAAAAUUCCUGGAGAAUUUGAAGAGCGAGCUCUCAGCCAUUGAGACCAACAGACUAGAAUCAGAUCUCUUCAGUUUCGAGCAGACGUCAGACCUGGCAAACGUAGACACAGAAAAUAUUAGACAACUCCAUCAGGUGUUCGUGAACGAUUUGAGACUCUGGAUAAAAACAAACACAGGAAUUGACCUGACGAGAAAGAUUUCCAUGUCAUCAACUCGUUAUUCAGACACGGAUCAUCUUCUCUGUCACGAGGACAACCUGGGGGACAGGAGAAUAGCAUUUAUUCUCUAUCUCUCCGAGAGCUGGACAGCAGAGGACGGAGGAACCCUCGACCUAUUCAGCACAGACUCUCAUGGACUCCCAAAGAAGAUCGUCCGCUCCUUAAUCCCUGAGUACAAUUCAUUAGUCUUCUUCGAGGUCUCUGAUAACUCCUAUCAUCAAGUAGCAGAGGUUAUUUCACCUGAUAAACUCAGGUUGACCAUAAAUGGUUGGUUCCAUGGUCCCCUUAAACGCAGCAAUCGACCCCCCAGGCCAGAAAUUGAAUUAAUCCUCUACGAACCAUCACCAAAUGACGAAGCUCUCAACUCCUGGGUGAUGCAGUCGUACCUCUCUGAAGAUACAAGACGGGAAAUUCAGAAUGAAGUAGAAAAUAAAUCCUACACUUAUCUCGCCAAUUUCUUGAAGGAAGAUGCCUAUAACAAGAUUUCAGCAGAGAUUACGAGUGAAGGGAUUAACUGGAAGAGGGUAGGGCCUGCAGACUCCAGGAACUAUGAAGUAGCUGAUGAAGAGAGUCUUCCCAGUGCCUUGAAAAAAUUCUACGAGCUAUUUAAAUCCAUUGAAAUGUUCAAACUGCUGAAAGAUUACACAGAUCUCGAUCUUGUACCUGAUGGGAAGGAUAUGAAGCCGAAGAUGCGGAUUGAAUUGCAGAGAUGGUCUAAAGGCUGUUAUACUUUGAUCUCUGAUAAAGAUACGGAGGAACCGAGUAAAAUUCAUGAUUCAAGCAGUCGAAAAGAUAAUGUCGAGGUAGAAAGUCAAGGGAAGGACGUGGACAAUUCGGCAGACAAUCCUGGAGAGGAGAAAAGUCAAACGCCGUCUGAUUCUCCAGACUCCCAAGGAGUGGAGAUCGAGAAUUCUUCGCCUGAUGCUUCAGGGAAUGCAGGGAGUGGUGAUGAUAUUGAUACGUCUGAUACCAAACUUGGGACUUUGGAUGUUAUCAUCCAAUUCAAUACCACUCGAGUACCUGAAGACGUUACUAUUAAUUAUGUUUGUCCUGAGGAGCCCGAUGGAACGUUAGUCCAUGUACCUCCUGAAGAUAAUCAUCUUUGUUUGGUUUAUAGAACAACUGAUACAUGCAGAGUGCACAAAUACGUGAAGCAUUACUGCGAGGGAUAUUUUUAUAAUCUUAUAUGUAGUUACUAUGAAUCAGAGAUCCCGGUCGCUGAUCGAUUCAGAUGAAACAAAAUAAAUCGUUGGA
Molecule: messenger RNA, 2627 nt
Organism: Fopius arisanus
Lineage: Eukaryota; Metazoa; Arthropoda; Insecta; Hymenoptera; Braconidae
Gene: sud1
Product: prolyl 3-hydroxylase OGFOD1-like
Exons: 2
Coding region: 968-2608 (546 amino acids)
Biological process (GO): regulation of translational termination; peptidyl-proline hydroxylation
Cellular component (GO): cytoplasm
Molecular function (GO): iron ion binding; L-ascorbic acid binding; peptidyl-proline dioxygenase activity
Source: RefSeq, a predicted model, not a curated record